UAGGAUACAUUCACCGUGGUCGGAGCAAUGGCGCUUCGCCGGACAGCCAUCACUACUGGUUGUCAGAAAAUUUUCACGUUUGGGCAUUCCCAUCAAUCCUGAAAAAAGCAUUAUUUUCCCGACAAAACUUUACUAAAGCCGGUUCGAAGGAGCGCGUCCUAGUGACGCGGUGUCGUGCGAGCAUCAUGGCCGGUGGCUCGGGUACGAAGGUGGUGCAAAUCACCAACAUUGCCCCACAGGCCACCAAAGAUCAGAUGCAAACGUUUCUCGGGACGGUCGGGAAGAUUGACGAGAUACGGCUGUAUCCCACGAUUCGGGACGUUUCCUGUCCGGUUGUGUCGCGCAUCUGCUACGUGAAGUACUUCGAGAGUAGCUGCGUUGCCGUGGCCCAGCAUCUGACCAAUACCGUGUUCAUCGACCGUGCCGUAAUCGUGAUCCCGGUACAGAGCGGUGUCAUUCCCGAUGAGUACAAGGCGCUGGAGAUGGCCGCGAACGGAACGCUGGUACCGGGACUGCACAGCUUCAAUGUACCGUCCAAGCUGCCGCCGGAAGUCGUGAAUCGGAUUGACGGGAUGAUCCCGAACCAGGUGGUAAAGACGAUUGACCCCAAGCUGGAAGAGAACGGUCUGCCCGAGUAUCCCCCGUUGCCGGUGAACUUCGAUGCGAAAAAGAUAGAGGAAACGCGCCGCACCAUCCUGGUGCUGGACGUUCGUUCGGAUUGGAGGCUGGAAGAGCUGAUGGAUCACUUCAAGCCGGCAGGCGAGAUCAAGUACGCCCGGUACGCCGAGAACGAACGCAGCAAGUUUGCUCUGUUGGAGUUUUGCGAUCAGCGUAACAUCAUCAACGCACUGAAGAUGCACGGUACCGAAUUUCGUGGCUAUCGCUUGAACGUGCACCAUUCGACGCAACCGAUCGUGAAACCGGAAGCCAAGAGCAAUGAAGCGGCCCAGAAGGAAAUUGAAGAAGCCAUGACGAUCGUGAAGGAAGCGCACCAUCAGAUUUCGAACAUGGAGCCCGUGGUGACCAUAUACCCGAAGGACAAGAGCAGCAGUCGCCGUAGGUCACGUUCACGGUCCCGCUCGAAGGAACGCCGUUCGCGGUCCCGCUCCCGCAAGCGCUCCAAGUCCCGCAGCAAACGGUCCCGGUCCCGCAAACGUUCCCGAAGCCGGUCGAAGCGUUCACGGUCGCGCCGUUCCCUGUCGAGGAGCAAACGAUCGCGCUCGAAGUCGAAACGUUCGCCAUCCCGCAGCAAACGGUCCCGAUCACGUUCUAAGCGUUCGCGCUCGCGCGAUCGUCGCAAACGUUCCCGCUCGCGUCGCCGUAGCCGCACGCGGUCACGCGAACGUACUUCGCGCAUCCGUCGGUCUAGAUCGCGGUCGAAGAAACGGUCCCGUUCGCGUGAGCGACGCGAUCGUAGCCGCGAUCGCAAGAAAUCCCAUCGCAACAAGGAGGAACGGCGUCGCCGGUCGCGUUCCCGCUCUCAAAGCCGCAAACGAUCCACAUCGCGAACUCGCGCCAGCCGCACGAAGGAAGCGGUCACGAAAUCGUCCUCGAAACGGCGCAGCCGCACCCCAUCGGACAAGAGGUUGAAAAAAAUCCUCGAGGAAACGGUCAGCCGCGAUUACGAUGCGGAGGAGCGUAUGGAUGCGGCGGGUGGAGCCGGGGUAGAGGAUGAUGCUGGCAGCACUGGCAAGCAGUCGGCAUCACCGCCAGCACAGGCUUCCGGCAACGGUGGUGGAUCAAGCUCGUCGUCAUCAUCGUCGGGCGGAACGAGCGCGGCAGCUGCCGCGGCCGCAACGACACCGCGCGAAAAAACCGCCAGUCCGACGACGGAGAAGUCCGACAAUAUGGACAUUUCCAACUCCCCGGGUCCGAUUUUGUUGGUUAGCUCUCCGCCGGGGUUUUUUUUAUCGAUCAUGGCCGAUAGUUUGGUGGAAACGCCCACAGCCGCCAGUUCGGCUCAUUUGAUGAAUCUUAACGUCAUCAACGCGAUGUCGACUAGCAGUAGUAGUGCAAGUAGCGAUCCGGGAAGUUCCGCUUCAUCGUCGUCGUCGUCGUCGUCGUCUGCUGCCUCAUCGUCGAGUGUGGCCACGUCGUCUGGUUCGUCGGGUAAUGUGUCUGGCACCGUCGAUCAGACCGCUGCCAGCAAUGGUAGCAGCAGUGGACCAUCACCGACCGUUCUGAUGUCGGUCAGCAGUGCUACGACCAGCUCGCAAACGACGGCACGCCAAUCGAGUUUGGCCUCCGAUCUGCUGCUUAAUCAGAUGCUAAACAUCGCACAGCAUCGUGCUGCCAGCAAUGGUGGCAGCAGCCAGCAGCAACCAUCAUCGUCCUCGUCGACCCCGAACGUUCCAUCCUCUUCGUCCACCGUGUCCUCCUCCGGUACGCCGGUCGUUAGCUCACAGCUAUCCUCCAUACCUUCCCCCGGCGCCGAACUGAUCCCCACCAUCAUCACCUUCUCCGCGAUCCCAUCCUCCUCGUCCGCGGCCGCAUCCUCGUCCGUGCAGCAGCAACCGCUCGAGCUGCUGCACCGCGAAACUCCCAAACAGGCGCCGGCCAACCGCAACCUGGCCACGUCCAUCCAUGGUCGGUCCGCCGACGAACGGGGCGACGACGACUGCGGUGGGGAACCGGAAGCGAAGCGCAAAAAGCUCGACAAACCGAGCGCAAAGGUCGAAAAGCUGGAGCUCCGUCUCGGCGGUAUACUGUGCUGUGCCGUCUGUCUGGACCUGCCGAGGACCGCCAUGUACCAGUGCUCCAUGGGACAUCUGAUGUGCGCUGGAUGCUUCACGCACCUGCUGGCUGAUGGAAGACUGCGCGAUCAGAAUGCAACUUGUCCGAAUUGUCGUACGGAGAUCAGUAAGAACAACUCGUCGCGUAACUUGGCGGUCGAGAAGGCGGUUUCGGAGCUGCCGGCCGAAUGUCAGUACUGCUCGAAGGAGUUUCCGAACAAAUCGAUCGAUUACCACGAAUCUACCGAGUGUGAGGAUCGUCCGACGGAUUGCAAGUACGCACGCAUCGGUUGUCAGUGGCGUGGCCCCAUACAUGAGGUGACAUCGCACGAGGGCAACUGUGCGCAUCCGAGAAAGUCUGGCGCGGAUGUGAUGGUGGCGCUGCAGGCACAUGAUGUGAAGGCGGCCGAGGAUAAGAAACUGUUUCUCACGCUGAUCGAUUUGCUGAGCUAUGAGAAGAUCAUUUUUAACGAUUUACAGCUGAAACCGUACCGAACGGAUGAGUACGUCCAUCGUCUGUACUAUGAAACGAGCCGUUUCUCCGCGUUCAACCAUCAGUGGGUAGUGAAGGCGAUCAUCAACAAAAGCCAGCGCGAUCCUCACGAGUCUUGCGAGCGUGAUAUCACUUAUCAGCUCAUCCUGAAAUCCAAAACAACGAGCCCGUUGCCGAUGCACUUCUUUGUGCUGCGCGGUCCAUUCUCCGACAUUAAGGUGGACACGCAAAUCUACAAGCACGAUUUCGCCGACACGGAAACGGAAAGUCCGUUCAAGCUGCUGCCCCUUCCGGAUACCGCCGAAUGUAACAGGCUGCUGGCAGCAAAAGCGAUCAACUUCAGGUUAAUCAUGUUUCUGGCCUCGAAAUAAGAUUGCUUCGUGAAGUGUACGAGUGAGCGGUUUGUGAGCAACGUUUGUUGAGCGUGGAGUGCACAAAUGUUCUGCAGCUUCUUCGGAGUUUCAUUCACCCUUACAUACACGACGUGUGUCUACCGUUCAGAUAUCUUUCCUUGUAUCCCAAAUUGAGUUGCAUGCACACGCGAUCAUAUGGACUCAUGUGAUAUUUUCUCGCUAAUCUGUUGGAUGGUCUCUAUACAAGUAACUUUUUGAUAGUUUUUUUUGUUGUUGUGCUGUAUCUUUUUUGCUAAUAGUAUCUUCAUGUUCGUGAAAUGCAAAAAAAAAGAAAGGUUUAUGUGACACGCUUCUUAUUUACCGCAACCUUAUUGCGAUGUGUACACUGUGUUGCCCACAUGACGAAGGACCAAAAUCGGAACGCUAUCUCGCUGUGCGCAUAUGAUAGUGCAUUGAUUGUUCUCUCAGCUAUAUAAUGCGUCAUUUGUCCUUUGUGAUUUGUGUUUUGCAGCGCAAAAAUGACAGUUUGGGACGGUUUUUUUUUAUAGAUCAUUUAAACAGUUUAAACACAACAAACCAACUAAAAUAAUGUGCUAUAGGACAUUGUCGAACACAGUGAACAAUAGGAUCAGCUGGUUUUAUCUCAUCGCUAGAGGACCGUGUGGCUAGUAGCUAGGGCGAAAUGCGUCGUGUGUGAGAUAAAGAUUAGUAUUACGUUGCCAUCUUUCACGUUUAAAGUAAUGCAUGCAAACAAGCAAACAAAAACUAGCAGUAAACUUAUUAUAGAUUACACAGUACAGCGAACCGCGGAUAAUUCGACUGGAAUUCGAUGAUAUCGUGUUACAUAUAUACAUACAAAUGAGACUCCAGUUUUGUUUGGAGGUUUCUGUUCGUUUUUUCUUUUUAUCAUCUCUCCACCCCCUUAUGGUAAUACUUGUUACAGGUUAUUGCGGAAGGAGUUUAUUUGCUAACAAUGAAAACAAAACAAACAAAAAUCUAUCUUAACAAUUUACACGAUAAGCGCAUAUAUUAGAAGAAACGAUAAGCUUAUAUAAAUUCAGAAUGUGUGAUAUACAUGAAUUUUGCAAAGAUUGAGCAAGAGCAACAGUGGAACACAGCAACAGGAACACGCGUGAAGCCGCGUACCUUGAGCUGUGUGAAAACAGUUUCGGAUAUUGAGGCAGCAGGGUGAGCAGAGCAGAGAACUUAUUUUGAUCACUUUGUUUGUGUUAAAAUGAUUAUUUAGUUUAUACGCAACAUAUGUGGUAUGCACAUAAGGAAACAAAAGCACACGCAUAUGGAAACAUACGACCGCAAAUGAACCACAACGUGCAUCGCUAUGAACAAAUGUUCGAUGAGCUGUAAUAGGAAAAGCAAGGCAUCAAUAUUCGUACCCAAUUUGCUGACAAAUCCACAAUAGGUUCACCCUGCCGGCUGCCACUUAAAAAAAGACAAAUCGAUGUCGGUUCGAGCAGUACUUUUCGCGCAAACAACCGAUCAGUACAAGUGUGUUUCAGCUUUUAUUUUCCAUCAUAUUUCAAUGUAAAACCAUACAUUAGGUGAUAAGACGUGCCCAAGAGCUUUUUAUAUUCAUAUGUAUAUGUUUUUUGUUUGUGUUUUCUUUUGCUAACUUUACCCAACAUUUGUCUGUAACAUAGUUUUACAAUAUUCUCUUAUUCGCUGUCAUGCAUCUAAUUGCUAGAAAAGUAAGAAUGAAUAUAUUUUGUUUCUUUAAA
Messenger RNA from Anopheles stephensi (Asian malaria mosquito), 5314 nucleotides. RefSeq lists its product as uncharacterized. Gene Ontology annotation, molecular function: RNA binding. NCBI's taxonomy places the organism in Eukaryota, Metazoa, Arthropoda, Insecta, Diptera, Culicidae. The transcript is spliced from 8 exons. The coding region runs from base 186 to 3596 and encodes 1136 amino acids. Gene Ontology annotation, cellular component: nucleus. The record is from RefSeq and is a predicted model, not a curated record.